CAGUACUAUAUUAGAAGGAGGAAGUUAGAGUGUCGGUAAAGGGCUGCCAUACUCAUGCAGGCAUCAUAAUAGGGAAAUAUUAGAAUAUACAGCGAUACAGCUAACACAACAGUUACAGGGGAAACAUGCCUCCGAAGUUUGGUGGAGGGGAGAAGUGUGGUAUUUGUGGUAAAUCAGUAUACGCUGCUGAGAGGAUAGAGGCGGGGGACACGCCUUAUCAUAAACUCUGCUUCAAGUGUUCCGAAUGUAAAAUGUCACUAAAGCUGAACACGUAUGCGCAGGCUGACGGCAUUCUGUACUGUAAAAAACAUUACCAGGAGAAAGUGGUAGCUAAGAAUACUCAGACCCCUGUGUGAGGGCCUCUGUACUCGUUUUAGGACGCGUGUCAGUGAUCUUUGUAGCAAUAUCUAGAUGGUUGUAAUUCCUUCCACAUGCCAAUAUAUAUAUGUAACAUUAUGCAAUUUGUUUUAAGUAUUUUUAUGUGUACUUUAAAUUUGUAUUAUUUUCAGUAAAAUUUACAUUUUUGUUAUGAUUAAAAAAUAUAUGCAGAAUACA
This is a messenger RNA of Saccostrea cuccullata (small rock oyster), 555 nucleotides long. RefSeq lists its product as uncharacterized. The transcript has 3 exons. Bases 126 to 356 code for a protein of 76 amino acids. The record is from RefSeq and is a predicted model, not a curated record. Gene Ontology annotation, biological process: actin filament bundle assembly. Gene Ontology annotation, molecular function: actin filament binding. Lineage: Eukaryota; Metazoa; Mollusca; Bivalvia; Ostreida; Ostreidae. Gene Ontology annotation, cellular component: plasma membrane; actin cytoskeleton.